AUGCAAACGGGAGAAUAUCGCUAUUUGAACAGCAAAAGAAAAAGAACAACACCACCCCAAGAAUCUCUGAUUGUUGCACUGGCCACUGAAAAUGCCCUACAGAAAUCUGUAGCAGCGGCGGCUAUAACCCCAAUGGAGCCAACAACACCACCCCAAGAAUCUCUGAUUGUUGCACUGGCCACUGAAAAUGCCCUACAGAAAUCUGUAGCAGCGGCGGCUAUAACCACCAAUGGAGCCGUAGUUACCCAAGAAACACCAGCACCUCCCACACCCAAUCUACAUCCAGUAGCGGCGGCAGCAGUAGGAGCCGUAGCAGCUGCUGCAGCAGCAGCUGUAGCACCACUAGCACCAAUACCCCAAGACUUGACCACUAUGUCGGAUCAGGAUCUUUUAAGCUACAUAAAUCCCAGUACAUUUGAUCAAGUGUCUUUUUAUAAUUGCAGUCUAAGAGAUGAGAACAACGCCAACAGUUUGUACUGCAACAAUCAAGAGGACCAAUAUCGUAAUAAUUGACCUGAAAAGUAUAAAAGGGGAAACAGAAAAACAUAAUGAAACUGAAACUGAAAACGGCUUAAAAUUAUGUUUAACAAGUAAAAUUUCGUUUCGAAAGUAUUGACCGAGAUUUUAGUUAUACUUUGCUAAAUUUUGAAAAAGAAACAUAAACGAGGGAUAAUUUCUUAUGGAAAAUCAAAAAAUCAAAAAAAAAAAAAAAAAAACUGGAAAACUAAAAAAUUUUA
Lucilia sericata (common green bottle fly) is the source of this 737-nucleotide messenger RNA. RefSeq lists its product as uncharacterized. Bases 1 to 513 code for a protein of 170 amino acids. The record is from RefSeq and is a predicted model, not a curated record. NCBI's taxonomy places the organism in Eukaryota, Metazoa, Arthropoda, Insecta, Diptera, Calliphoridae. The transcript is spliced from 4 exons.